AUGGCCUAUGACCGCUACAUUGCCAUCUGCAGACCCCUGCACUAUGGGACCCUCAUGGGCAGCAGAGCUUGUGUCAGAAUGGCAGCAGCUGCCUGGGGCACUGGUUUUCUCUAUGCUCUCCUACACACUGCUAAUACAUUUUCAAUACCACUCUGCCAAGGCAACACAGUGGAACAGUUCUUCUGUGAAGUUCCCCAAAUCCUCAAGCUCUCCUGCUCAGAUUCCUACCUCAGGGAAGCUGGGCUUCUUCUGGUUAGUGCCUGCUUAUUCUUUGGGUGUUUCGUUUUCAUUGUGGUGUCCUACGUGCAGAUCUUCACUGCUGUGCUGAGGAUCCCCUCUGAGCAGGGCCGCCACAAAGCCUUUUCCAUGUGCCUCCCGCACCUGGCCGUGGUCUCCCUGUUCAUCAGCACUGCCCUGUUUGCCUACCUGAAGCCCCCCUCCCUCUCCUCCCCAGCUCUGGAUCUGGUGGUGGCUGUUCUGUACUCGGUGGUGCCUCCAGCAGUGAACCCCCUCAUCUACAGCAUGAGGAACAAGGAGCUCAAGGAGGCACUGAGGAAAAUGAUUCAACUGGUAGUAUUUCAGCAGCAAUAA
Messenger RNA from Dromaius novaehollandiae (emu), 591 nucleotides. Its product is annotated as olfactory receptor 14A16-like. The record is from RefSeq and is a predicted model, not a curated record. Gene Ontology annotation, biological process: G protein-coupled receptor signaling pathway. NCBI's taxonomy places the organism in Eukaryota, Metazoa, Chordata, Aves, Casuariiformes, Dromaiidae. The transcript has a single exon. Gene Ontology annotation, molecular function: odorant binding; olfactory receptor activity. The coding region runs from base 1 to 591 and encodes 196 amino acids. Gene Ontology annotation, cellular component: membrane.